Tigriopus californicus is the source of this 1335-nucleotide messenger RNA. RefSeq names its product transforming growth factor-beta-induced protein ig-h3-like. NCBI's taxonomy places the organism in Eukaryota, Metazoa, Arthropoda, Copepoda, Harpacticoida, Harpacticidae. The transcript is spliced from 5 exons. Bases 208 to 1335 code for a protein of 375 amino acids. The record is from RefSeq and is a predicted model, not a curated record.
GGGCUAAGCGGUCCGAUCCCGACCCUCUCCUUCAUUUUCCCAACCUCAAGUCCGGGCUUGCCUUUGUCUCCAGCAUCCUACGGAGUUCACCGGGUGCACAAUCUGGUUCUUUGUACUCUUCGUUCCGUUGCUAACUUGGAGAGGUACACUCGUCGAGAACGUUUCCUCGACUGAAUGUGAAAACGGAGUAGUUGCAUCUUUGAUCCCAUGAUGAUUCGAGUUUGUCAAGUGGCUUUGGCCUUGGCCUUGGUUUUGAGUGUCCAUGGGUAUUCGAGUAAAGGUAAACCGAAUUUGGUCCAGUUGGCCAAGCAAUUGGGGCUGAGCGAAUUUGUGGAGAGGCUCGAGGAUAGCGCAAUUGACCACAUCAUCAACCAUGAAGGUUUCUUCACCAUUUUUGCCCCAUCCAACGAUGCCUUCAAGAAUGAGAUGACUUAUCCCGACGAGGCACCAAUCAAGUCGAAAAUGCUGUUCCAUAUUGGUCGAGGCAAGAUCUAUGCCAAAGACAUCAAAAACGAAAUGACCGUCAAAAGCCUUUUGAGCAAACGGCGUAUUCGAUUGAACACAUACUCUAAUGGAAAGGUGACGGCUAAUGGAAGGGUCAUCUCGUCAACCGAUCAUGAGGCUCGAAAUGGUGUGAUUCAUAUCAUCGACGAUGUUAUGAGCUCUGUUUAUGACCGAGCUGGAUCCAUCGUAUCUGAAUUGGACGAUUGUUGCCCACAACACUCCAUUGUUCUAGGGCUGAUCAAGGACGCAAAAUUGUAUGAUAAACUUAACACUCGAGGUCCACUCACUUUCCUGGCACCCAAUAACGGGGCCUUCAACGAACUCCAUCCUGAUUUUAUCAUCCAUUUGAAGAAGAAUAUCACCGCUCUUCGAACUUUCAUUGCCGGACACGUUCUGCCUGGAACUUUGUACUCCCCCGGACUGCAAGACGGUAUGAUGGUCAAAACCUUCCGAGGUAAUCAGGUCAAGGUCACGAUCGCCGGUAACGGCAAAAUGGCCUUUAACGAUGCCCAAGUUACUUUACCCGACGUGACCGCUGGCAACGGUGCUGUCCAGGCCAUUGAUGCCAUCCUGUCUCCCCAUAAAAAGUGGUCCAAAUUCUUGAAGCCGAGCAAGACUGCAACCAAGAAAGGCUUGAAGAACUUGGUUCAAGUAUGCAAGGNACGCAAGCCACUGACAAGUUCUGGAUUGACGGUGUUGGGCAUAUAUGAACUUCUUCUGCCCAAGCGUGAUACCGGCCUCUUGACAUUUGUGGAGGACUCUUCGAACACGUUCCUCAUGCUCGGAACCUGGUUUUUCAUCCCAGAUUACGAUGUCUUCCACCACCUUUAG